Molecule: messenger RNA, 3772 nt
Organism: Nylanderia fulva
Lineage: Eukaryota; Metazoa; Arthropoda; Insecta; Hymenoptera; Formicidae
Gene: usp
Product: retinoid X receptor ultraspiracle
Biological process (GO): regulation of DNA-templated transcription
Cellular component (GO): nucleus
Molecular function (GO): nuclear steroid receptor activity; zinc ion binding; sequence-specific DNA binding
Source: RefSeq, a predicted model, not a curated record
UCAAAACAAUCCGCCGAAUUCGCGAUCUAUUUUUAGGUCGCGCCCACCGGAGCUACGGUGCAACGCCGUUUAUCCCCGCAGACCCCCGAGAAAAAGGUUCGUACGGCCGGGUACCCUUUCGCGACGCCGUCUCGCAUCCGCGGUAAAGGUUCAUCGACCCUCCCGCUGCGACUGUGACAGGCCAGGGAGCCGUACGGCCGAGCGCGGCCGGCCAUGUUUAUAUCGUGCUGAGAAUUUUCGUGCUGAUCGACCAGCCGUCGUGAGCCAAGAGAGGGACUCUCCACGUGCGUCCGCCAGCGCGAAGAUUCUCAAGAUCCCGUGUACGAGUCCAAAUUUCCCUCCUCCGGGAGAUCCGCAAGCUUACGUCGCAGAGUGACGAUGGAGUCCUCCGAGAGAGGGUUAAGUUUGGAUAGCAACAUGUCGAUGUCGUCAGUAGGUCCGCAAAGUCCUCUCGACAUGAAGCCCGACACGGCUCUUAUCAAUCCGGGGAACUUUAGUCCAUCGGGUCCCAAUAGCCCAGGAUCCUUCAAUGCUGGUUGUCACAGCAACCUCCUGAGUACAUCGCCCAGUGGUCAAAGCAAGACGGUCACGCCUUAUCCGCCUAAUCAUCCUUUGUCGGGCAGCAAACAUCUGUGCUCGAUCUGCGGCGACCGUGCGAGCGGUAAACAUUACGGCGUUUAUAGUUGCGAGGGCUGCAAGGGAUUCUUCAAAAGGACCGUGCGUAAGGAUCUGUCAUACGCCUGUCGCGAGGAAAAGUCCUGCAUCAUCGAUAAACGGCAGAGAAACCGCUGUCAAUACUGCCGAUAUCAGAAGUGCCUGGCGAUGGGGAUGAAGAGAGAGGCAGUGCAGGAGGAACGUCAACGCACCAAGGAGCGGGAUCAGAGCGAGGUGGAGAGUACGAGCAGUCUGCACGCGGACAUGCCGAUCGACCGCAUCCUCGAGGCGGAGAAACGGGUAGAGUGUAAAACGGAGAAUCUGGGAAAUUAUGAGAAUGCAGUCUCGCACAUAUGCAACGCCACCAACAAACAGUUGUUCCAGCUGGUGACAUGGGCAAAGCACAUCCCGCAGUUUACAUCGUUGCCGCUGGGGGAUCAAGUGCUUCUACUCAAGGCUGGCUGGAACGAAUUGCUAAUAGCCGCCUUCUCCUAUCGUUCCAUCGAGGUGAAGGACAGUAUCAUUCUGGCAACGGGAGCCACGGUGCAUCGAAAUUCGGCGCAACAGGCAGGCGUGAUCACGAUAUUCGAUCGCGUACUCUCGGAACUAGUGUCGAAAAUGCGCGAGAUGAAAAUGGACAGGACUGAACUCGGAUGCCUUAGAUCCAUCAUUCUCUUCAAUCCCGAUGUACGAGGUCUCAAGAACCCUGAAGCUGUCAGCGUGCUGCGCGAAAAGAUCUACGCCGCUUUGGAGGAAUACACCCGCAUAUCUUGGCCGGAUGACCCCGGCAGGUUCGCCAAAUUGCUGCUCCGCCUGCCAUCCAUCCGUUCGAUCGGUCUCAAGUGCCUGGAGCACCUGUUCUUUUUCAAGCUUCUCGGCGAAGAGCGAGCUCGAGUCGAGGACUUCCUCAAGGAGAUGCUGGAGUCACCAUCGGAUUCUUAGGAGCAGAAGGUGUGCCGCGUCUUGGGGCACACCGAUCUAUAAAAGAAAAGGAAAAUCAGAGGAGGAAGAAGACGACGAAAGAGAGAAUAGGAGUUCGCAUUCGUGUCGAGUUUCUCAUUCGGAGAGUACUGGACAAUUUCUGUAUUGUGAUGCCUCUUCUGAAAGGUCACAAUAUAGAUUAUUCGCGCGUCGAGCGAGAUGGAAUUUACUUACUACUUCUCUUCACCGCUAUCUUUUUACCUUCUCCUUUUCCCCUUUCCUUCCCCGUCCUGUUAUUUAUGUUUUUGUUAAAGCUUAACGACUCUCGUGUCCAGCGCAAGGAGGCGGUCUUUAUUGGCCGAUUCGUACGGGAAGUACUAUUAACAUAUACAUCACGUUCGUGCGGAUAAAAAUGUACAUACGUACAUGUAUGCACAUGCCUCAUGAAAUGUAGCUUUUGAAGUCGUUAAUCGAUAAUUAGUUAAUUUAUCAAAGCGAUUAAAUUUAAUAAUAUGUGAGAAGAUCGCUAACAAUACGCAAGUGCGAUCGAUAGAAAAUUUAGUCUGAUAUUUGAUGGAUAAAUCAAGUUUGAUUGGUGUUAAGGCUCCUGGUUCCUCGCCGUUGGAAUAGUGAUGUCAGAAGCGAGAAAACACGCUAAAAAUUCUUAGAUGCCAUUUCGAAAUGAAACUAUAUUUCGAUAAAGCAACACUUCAGAUGGCUUUAGCGCAUCUUAAAAUAUCUCGAAAACUAUCUUACCUUUACUUUUUUUUAAAAGUGUACUAAAGCCAUCUGAAAAAUAGUGUUUUAUCGAAAUAUCUUUUCAUUUAAAAGUGGUAUUUAAGAAUUUUCAGUUUGUACUUUCUCGUUUCUGACGUCACAAUUCAACAUGAUCGAUGAGAAGCUAGAAGCCUUAAUUAACGGAAAGGUGUAAGUAGUUAAAUAGAAUUUCAUCUGUAUACACAAAUAUCGUCAACAACAAUCGCUGCCUCUUUAGUCUGUGACAUGUGUCGUGCCAUUAUCCGAGUGAAAAUCGUGUUUCCACGCGAUAUAUCGUAUUGACGAUCGAUCCUUGUUUCGGAUAGACAUCAUCGCGUCUUCGUCGGAUCCCACUUUACAUAAUCACAGAAGUUCCUAGAAUAAUUGUUUCUUUUUUUCUAUUUUUGCACUUUGUUAUAUUUUGGUUUUUUUCUCUCCCUCAUUCACUCUUCCUUCCUUUCUCUUUUGAUAAAGUCACAUAUUAUGGAUCGUUUUAACGAUUCCGAUUUUCGACGGACUUGACGAAGACGCGAUCUGUGCUUGCGAGUUCUCGGACACCUUUACAUUCCAACUCUGCCUCGAUUCGGAUCGUUACUUUAAAAAAGCCACUAUUAUGCAUAUAGAGAUAUAUACAUAUACAAUUGUGCAUCAAUCAGUGCGCAAGUUUAACGGUAAUUUAUUGUUUUGUAUUUUAGCAUAUAGGAAAAAACAAACUUACUAAUUCAUUAUUAAUUAUAUUAAAUACGCAUAUUAUGUAGUCCCCUUACUCCUUUUUUAUAUAUAGCAUGUGUCCGUGACGAAAUAUUGAAAAUAUUUGCAAUAACUGCUAAUAUCGUAGCGUGCGAACGAAGUAUUUUCUUUUUCAAGGUGGUAGGGUUUCCGUUCAUUUCUCUGUUUCUUUCGAUAAAAUGCACGCUCGAUAUAUACAUAUAAUAUAUAUAGGUAUAUACAUACUCGGAUCUUUUUCGUUAACUUUCUCUUAAGCAGAUUUUUAACUAUAUGUGACAAAUUCAUAUUACUGUAUACUUUGCAGUGCUGAAAUGCUGUCUUCUGUGUCUCGUACAAAUUCGACAUGGCAGCAAAUAGUAGAAUUAGAAUGUUUUCUUUUUUUUCCAUAGUUUAUAUACUGACAGUAAGAUUUGUUUUCCCUGAAGAAUGUUCAAUGCACGAAAGAAGCAGAUAAAAACGAAGAUGCAAGAGCUUUCGAACUUUCAAACAAAAAGUUCUUGCGAGAUGUAUAACUAUAACUAUAAAUCUUAGCGUACGCAGUAAGAGAAUUAACUGAUCAUGGACAGAAUUAAGAUAGAACCCUACUCUCGUUGUUAGUAAUUUACAGAAUCGCGUAUCACAUGAUGCGAGCUGAUGGAUACGAAAAUUGUAAAUUAUACAAAAGGAGACAAGUAUUUGCUCAGUCGAUUAUUUUCUAAAUUUGCAUAUUAUA